Molecule: messenger RNA, 4646 nt
Organism: Acanthochromis polyacanthus (spiny chromis)
Lineage: Eukaryota; Metazoa; Chordata; Actinopteri; Pomacentridae
Gene: vps50
Product: VPS50 EARP/GARPII complex subunit
Exons: 29
Coding region: 130-3111 (993 amino acids)
Biological process (GO): retrograde transport, endosome to Golgi; endocytic recycling
Cellular component (GO): EARP complex
Molecular function (GO): SNARE binding
Source: RefSeq, a predicted model, not a curated record
UGCCGUACCAGUCACGUGACACUCAAAUAUGGCUUCCCUCUCGCAAUGAUGGAGGCGCUGUGUUGACAACAAGGCAAAACUGAAACUCUUAGUCGGUUUAUUUUCCUGCUGACACCAGUCGGACUUACGAUGCAGAAGAUCAAGUCUCUCAUGGCCCGACAGGGCCUGAAAAGCCCCCAGGAGAGCAUGGCAGACCUGAGUCCUGUGGAGAACCUGAGGAUCCCCAGCAAGGAGGAGUUGCGGGAGAUGAGGGAGCAGCCCAUCGACCCCCAGGCGGAGCAGGAGAUCAUCGACAGCAUCGAGGAGGUCUACUUCUCAAACGACUCCUUCGACAUGGUGCAGCACGAGCUGGAGAAACUCCCACCUGAGCUGAACCUGCAGGAGCUGGAGGAGUGUAGAGACAAGCUCAAAAGACAGCAGGCUGCAGUUUCAAAAAAGGUCGCUGAUCUCAUCCUGGAGAAACAGCCUGCUUAUGUAAAGGAGCUGGAGAGAGUGACGGCGUUACAGACCAACCUCCAGCUGGCAGCAGUCAUUUGCACUAAUGCAAGGAGGCAACUGAGUGUGGCCAAGGAAGGAUUCACUGAGGCCAGCCUGGGUCUGCUGGCCAAUCAAAGAAGACGGCAACUGCUGACAGGCCUGCUCAAGUCUCUGAGGACCAUCAAGACCCUGCAAAGAACUGAUGUCAGACUCAGCGAGAUGCUCGAGGAGGAAGACUAUCCAGGUGCAAUCCAGCUCUGUCUGGAAUGUCAGAAAGCUGCCAGCACCUUCAAACACUACAGCUGCAUCAGUGAAUUAAAUUCCAAACUGCAAGACACUCUAGAGCAAAUCGAGGAGCAGCUUGAUGUCGCCCUGUCGAAGACUUGUAAGCACUUUGAUGUUUCGCACUACACCAAGGUCCAGCUGGCCUACACGCUCCUGGGUAAAACACAGACUGCUAUGGACCAGUUGCACAUGCACUUCACCCAGGCCAUCCACAACACUGUGUUCCAAGUGGUGCUGGGAUAUGUUGAGCUGUGUGCCGGCAACGCUGACACCAAGUUCCAGAAGAUGCAGUACAAGGACCUGUGCACGCAUAUCACCUUAGACAGCUACAUUCCCUGCCUGACGGAUCUGUGCAAGGCAUUGUGGGAGGUGAUGGUGAGCUACCACCGCACUAUGCAGUGGCACGAGGAGCAUGACAAACAGGAGACCACACCCACCCCAGAUGAUGCAGCUGCAGCAGAGUCUGAUGAGUUGAUGGUGGAUCGCAGCUAUGUAAAGAAGAAACUGGAGCACGGACUGACACGGAUCUGGCAGGAUGUCCAGUUGAAAGUGAAGGCCUACAUCCUGGGUACAGACAUGUCAAACUUCAAAUACGACGAUUUCAUAGUGGUACUGGAUGUCAUCAGCAGGUUAAUGCAGGUGGGUGAGGAGUUCUGUGGCAGCAAGUCAGAGGUCCUGCAGGAGUCCAUCAAACGCCAGAGUGUCAACUACUUUAAAAACUAUCACAGGGCACGACUGGAGGAGCUGAGGAUGUUUCUGGAAAAUGAGACGUGGGAGCUGUGUCCAGUCAAGUCUAACUUCAACAUUGCUCAGCUCCAUGAGUUUAAGUUUAUGGGCCAGUGUCGCUCUCCGUCUGUUUCCCCGAGCAGACAGCCUGCGUCUUCAACCAGCCCACCUCAGGAGGAGCCGUCUCUGUUCCAGCAGUACCUUCAGGAGGGAAACCCUUUUGAGAUGCACAUUGAGCACAAAGAGGAGGAGACGGAGGAUGUGCUGGCAUCUAAUGGAUACGAGUCAGAUGAGCUGGAGAAGAGUGUGUACCAGGAUUACGACAGCGACAGCGAUGUCCCUGAUGAGCUGAAGCAGGACUACGUUGAUGAGCAGACAGGUGAUGUUCCUCAAAAGAGCGUGUCCCGAGAGACCAUAAGAAGCAAGAAAAAGUCCGACUACAACCUUAACAAGACCAAUGCGCCGAUCCUCACCAACACCACCCUCAAUGUCAUCCGGCUUGUCGGAAAGUACAUGCAGAUGAUGAACAUUCUGAAGCCAAUCGCCUUCGAUGUGAUCCACUGUGUAUCACAGCUCUUCGAUUACUACCUGUACGCCGUAUACACCUUCUUUGGACGUAAUGACAUGCCUGUCCCAAGCCCAUCUUUGCCAGCUCACGGUGGCAGAGAGACAGGCCCUGCCAGGGUGGUGGGCCCUGCUUGCUUGUAUGAGUCAUCAGGUCUGGGCCUUAUCAGCAGCAGACUGAGAACCACACUGAACCGGAUCCAGGAGAGCCUCAUUGACAUGGAGGCUGGCGGGGAGAAUGCAGGAGUCCAUGGUCCAACAGAGGACAGGAAGGAGAAGGUUCCCAGCCCCCACCUCAGCCAAAUGGUGGUCCUCACUAGCAGUGGGACUCUGUAUGGACUGGCACAGAGGGUUGUGGCCACUGAGUCCCUUGUGUUUCUGGCUGAACAGUUUGAGUCUCUCCAGUCCCACUUGGACACAAUGAUGCCUGCAGCCAAGAAGCCCUUCCUACAGCAGUUUUAUUCCCAGACGGUGUCUACAGCCAGCGAACUGCGGAAACCGAUAUACUGGAUUGUGGCAGCCAAGGCCAUCGACUACGAACAGAUGUUGCUCAUGAUGGCUGGAGUUAAAUGGGACAUUAGGGAGAUAAUGUCACAGCAUAACGUGUACGUGGACGUCCUAUUAAAGGAGUUUGAACAGUUCAACAAGCGGCUGGGUGACGUUUCCAGACAUGUGCGCAUCCCCCUGCCGGUGUCCAACGUCCUGUGGGAGCACUGCAUCCGCCUGGCCAACAGGACUCUAGUCGAGGGUUAUGCUAAUGUGAAGAAAUGCAGCAACGAGGGUCGGGCCCUGAUGCAGCUGGACUUUCAACAGUUCCUGAUGAAGCUGGAGAAGCUGACUGACCUGCGGCCCAUCCCUGAUAAAGAGUUUGUCGAAACCUACAUCAAGGCCUAUUACCUGACUGAGAAUGACAUGGAGCAGUUCAUCAAGAAUCACCGAGAAUACUCCAUGAAGCAGCUAGCCAACUUGGUCAACGUCUGUCUGGGUUCACAUAUAAACAAGAAGGCUCGUCAGAAACUUCUGGCAGCUAUCGACGACAUCGACAGACCCAAGAGAUAGACUGAAUGACGGAUCAAAACCCAAACGUACCAACCGACCCACAGAGAGGGAUACUCCCACAGAGCUGCGCAUGAGGUGGAGCUCAGCAUCGAAUGUCUUCAUUUUCAGUUCAGUAGAAAUGUAUAAAGAUGUGUUCAACAAGAUGAACAGUGUGUGCACUAGUCGAGCUCCUCUAUACACAAAUUUUUGAAAAAAAGGCAACCAAAUGCUAAUUAUCUGCUAAUUUAGUCUUCAUAUGGUCAAAAUCACAGCACCUCCUGACAUGCUGACGGACAUAAGCCUGUUUCACGCUCGAGCUUGCUGCAGUUAUUCUAUGCAUUGGCGGACCAUAAUGCAUGCUCUCAUGUUAUAAAUUUGCAAACAUGCUGCUUAGGAAGUUUUCCGCGAGCUUUCUGCAACCACACAUCUCUUCAGUGACUGUGAGGAAAUUAUGUUGAGUUUGUUGUUUGAGACAGACAGCUGCAAAUACAGAAUCCAGCAGUGUAACGUGACGUGACGUGUCGCUCAACCUCGUGGCUGUUUGACAUUCCGUCUAGUGUUUACCAAACGUGCUGAAUCUCUGACACAUCUCCUACCUUCACGUUCAAGAAAACAAAAAGUGAACAUGGACGAGUUUAAAUUUGAGUCGCGUAAUGUUGUUUUGCUUUGUGGAAAAAUACGAGAAGAUUUUAUUACUUGUACCUCUCUGCUGUCUGAAUGUGCUCAUAUACGGAGAAACUGUGGAUCUGGUUUCUUGUUUUCCUUAAUCAUUUUUUUGUAUAAUUUCUUCCAGCCUGCGUGUUUGCUAUAUAUUACUUCACUUCAGGGUAUUUCUUGCGCUUGACUGGACUCUCUGCUUCCGUGUUCUGUUUGUUUAAUCCACGAAUAAGAUAAAUCUAAUAUAAUGAUGAUUCUGAAAGUAAUAUAAAAUUCUGUAGUUAGCAUUGACAUAGUUAGAUCAUAUCUGCACCAGCUGCACUUCUUUGUCUAGCAUCUGUCUUAUCGGAGAAGGGAAUUAUUUGAUUGUCCUGUGUUUUCCUCGGACUUCAGUCUUUGACCUGAGUGGUAAAAUUGCAGCCUAAUUCUGUUUUGUAGGUUUGUCAGUGUAUUGUAGUUAGUUUACAAACUACAGCAGCUUUCCUCCGAGGUGCCCCCCACGAGUCCUUUCCAUUAGUUUAACCUGAGCAGGCCUGCAGAGAGGUUUGCCAGAUGAACUUAAUGUGAAAUGGGGGGGGGGGAAAUGAAGUCACAUUUUUUGAUACUGCUUCAUAUACACUUUGUGUGCAACUAUUCCAAGACGAACACUGUAAAUGUGAAUGUUUUGAACAAUGUCUGUAUUUAUUUCUGGCUUUGUGUCUCCUUUGGGUUUUUAUAUGGUAACUGCUGGAAGCGUGUGUCAUUUAUCACUUCUCAGCUUCUUGUCAUCCAAAUACAAAUAUUUAAAAUUGUCAAAUUAUGUUAAGGGUCAAGUGCACUAUAGUAAAAAUCUGUAAUCAGUGUUGGAGUUGUAGGUUGAACCAGAUGAUUAUUCUAACACAAUAAACACACUAACAAUA